Messenger RNA from Frieseomelitta varia, 1223 nucleotides. RefSeq names its product multiple coagulation factor deficiency protein 2 homolog. NCBI's taxonomy places the organism in Eukaryota, Metazoa, Arthropoda, Insecta, Hymenoptera, Apidae. The transcript is spliced from 5 exons. The record is from RefSeq and is a predicted model, not a curated record. The coding region runs from base 475 to 1005 and encodes 176 amino acids.
CGUAACAAGCUGUCAACGAAAGGAUUUCAUCACUGAAAAAAUAAAUAUUUCAUCUUCAUCAAAAAUUAUCAAUAUUCCAGCUGCUGAAAGUAAAGCGAUAAAAUUCAGUCAUACGUUUCUUUCAAUCGUUUGAAUUUUUCAAGAAAUCGAACAUGAUGUAAAAUCAUCUUCAAAAGGACUUCACUUUGUGCUUCACGCUUCAAAACGAGAUCAAGUGGAUCGUUAUGUGAUACUUUUUUUUGUAUCAGUUCAAAUUAUCGACAAUUUUUCGUUGUCGACGGUGCAAAUUGCGCUCUUCAAUGUGCUUCUGCAGUGUAAAUUUUUUGCUUUCUUCAGAUAACAAAUGUAGAGGCAGAAGCGUACGUCUGAAGGUUUAACCACUUGCGCUGGCAACUGAUUGCGGACCAUAACGAGUGCUCAAACCUUUUUCCUUCUUAACACAUCACUGGAUAGAAAUUAUUCAAAGACGAACAAAUGAUAACUACAAUUCUGAUCGGUUUAUGUGUGGGAUUUUCUGAUGGUUUACGUGGACCUCAUCAUCCACGAAGCCCUGUCUCUCACCACCAUUACGCCCCGCAGAAAGAUGUUAAAAUAACACAAGAUGCGGAACUACUACAGGAUGCUACCCACUUGAAAGAAGACAUGGGGUCAAUGGCAGAGCAAUUGGACUUUUCGAAUAUGACCGAACAGGAAAUCGAAUUUCAUUACUUUAAAAUUCAUGAUAUCGACAAUAAUGCUAAAUUGGAUGGAUUAGAGAUUCUUUAUGCCAUUCAACAUACCUUUCACGAGAACAGACUCGCCGAAGCUGAACGUGAAAGUUCGAGUGAAAAUAUCAGAACUAUGGAGUACCAAGAUGAUUUGCCUUGGAUCGUAGAACUUGUAGAUAGAGUACUGAGGGAAGAUGACUUGGAUCAUGAUGGAUAUCUAGGAUAUAUUGAAUAUGUACUUGGAAGACAAAGAGAUCACAUUGCUCAAGCGAAACGGAAUACCAAAUUGGACAAUUAAAAGUACAUCUCAUGCAAUGCCUUUGGUCAAUAUAUGAAUAUAAAAGAUAUAUGAAUAUAUGAAUAUAUAAAAGAAUUCUAUGUAACACAAAUUUAUGCUGAAAACAUAUACGAAAUAAGAUUUUUUGUUUCUUUCUAAUCAACUUAUGUAUAACAUUGUCUUCUACUGAAAUGUACAAAUACUGUAAUUUUUAAUACAAUCAAUUUUAAUCUGUAAAA